GGCAAAUUGCAAGUCGCGUCGGUCGGCCGUAAAACACAAGUUCCACGCGUAAAUAAAUUUCCCAAGUCAAAAUGUUAUCACUAGACAGCGCGUUGGUGCAAACUUACAUAGUUCACUCAGCAAUACUUGCUAUUAAAUUACUGUUGCUCGCGCCGUUAACUGGUCUCGCGCGUGUUACUAAAGGCGCGUUCGCUAAUCCAGAAGACGCAAAACUUUUGGGAGGAAAAGUGAAGCACGACGACAAAACUGUGGAAAGGAUUCGACGCGCCCACCUCAACGAUUUGGAGAACAUCCCUGCAUUUUGGAUCCUGGGUGGCCUGUACCUGACCACUGACCCAGUCGCCGCGUGGGCUACACUCCUGUUCCGCUCGUAUACUGUCUGCAGAUUCCUCCACACUUUUGUCUACGCAAUAUUGCCUCUACCGCAGCCCUCGCGAAUUCUCGCCUUUGUUGUCCCAUUUUUAAUUAAUUUAUAUAUGGGUUUCCAAAUUGUUUUACAUUAUAUUACCGCGUUAUAAACAUAUAAUGGCGAAAGUUUAGGUUUAACUUUUAGGUUUAGGAUAAUUAGUUGCAUAAUAUAAUUGGUUGGACUUAGGUGAUAGAAUAGUGUAAUAGUUUUAUACUUAUGUGGUGAAAGACAUGUACUUAUAUAAUAUAAUUAAUAAAUA
Molecule: messenger RNA, 668 nt
Organism: Manduca sexta (tobacco hornworm)
Lineage: Eukaryota; Metazoa; Arthropoda; Insecta; Lepidoptera; Sphingidae
Gene: Mgstl
Product: microsomal glutathione S-transferase 1
Exons: 1
Coding region: 72-518 (148 amino acids)
Cellular component (GO): membrane
Source: RefSeq, a predicted model, not a curated record